AUGAGAACGCAUGAGAUGAGAAGAACUGGUGUAAAUAUGACGAUAGGUUUUGCUCGAGCAAACUUUUCCUAUCUCUUCCUACUUUUUACUCCUUUCUGCGAGGAUCGCAUAAACAAAACUAAUUUAUGCUUUGACAAUGGUAUUUGGUUUUCUACAGUCGAUCUUGGCAAGUGCGACCCAACGAACCCCCUGCCAAAAGAGAUUUUCGUCGAGUCCAGAGAAAAUGGAACUGGCUAUCGGCAAGAUUUGGUGCUCAAUUGGGAUGUUAUGGCUCCAAAAUUCACUAUCACAGCUGCCCGACCCUAUUUUACUAAAGAUACAGAGAAUGUGAUUUUACUGGUUGAUGGAGAUGGUAUCGCUCAUGGAAAUGUGAGCAUCUUCCUCGAAUCCAUUUCCGAGAAGAAUAGUGUGAUGCGAACAAAAGAAAUUAAAAUGAGCUCAAAAAUCGGAGAGGCGCUGAAAAUUGGUAUUCCGAAAGAGUGGAGGGACGACGCCAGCGUUAUUCGUGUAAUUGCAAAACGCCAAAUUCAAAAUGGCUACAGUAACGAGACAAUGUUAUACAUCCCAAAUCUCAGUGGGACUUCUUUGAUGUCCAAUUUGAUACAACCAGAAGAUUCAAAACCGUUCUACACAGACGAUGAAAUUAUGAAUGUGCAAGUGGCGGAGACAGGGAAAGAUAUGAAUUUUGUGAUAAUCUGCAACUCACACACCAUACAUCGCGUUCCGAACGACGUCAAAAACAAUGUGCUCCGUGUGAAAAUUACCGACAAAAUGGAGGGAACCUGUAUUCUGACGGCGUUUUCCGCGGAUUCCACCUCCGAUUUCAUGUUGUUCCGGGUACACAACUUUUGUGAGGAUUGCAAGGUGAAAGUGUCCAAAAUCUCGAAUGGAAUGAGAAGAGAGCUAGGGAAAAAUGACGCGAUUCAACCUGGGGAUCAGAUGGAAUUGGAGUUUACAGGCCAUUCAGAAGCUGUUGUUUUUUAUAGAGCAAUGGAUGAACGAUUGAGUUACAUUGCAUUGAGAAACGACUACAUGACCCACGAAUAUCAGGACUAUUUGAUUUUUGGAAAACAAUCUUCGGGUGCUAAAAUUCUGAAUCUCGUCGACGAGGAUAGGGUUGAAGAGGCGAUGAGUAUGUUUUUCCGUACUUUUUUUCACUUCCAGACGCUUUGUUUUUCUUCAGAGGACGUGUGUUCUGCAGCGGGAAAUCAAAUUCGUUUUAGAUGUGAACAAGGGCAACGGUCAUCAUCCCUAGUGUCCGAAAAAUGCUUAAAAUAUGUUUUGAAAAGCUGCUAUAAGAACUCAUCGGUUACCGCGCUCCCUAUCCUGAACCCAUUCCCUACUGAGAAAUCAGCUAUUCUGACGGCGAGCUCAACGAACUGGUUAGGCAAAGCUCUUUCUCGUUCCAAACUCCAGAAUGCUCCUCAUGCCCUCACCAUCAGACCCGAAUUCCAUGAUACAGGACUGACUCCACCGAAAACGAAAGUUCGACAGCAUUUCCCUGAAACCUGGCUUUUCGAUGCAAUCGUACUAGAACGUAAUGGAACAAAAAAUGUUGUGGCUACUACACCUGAUAACGUUGGACAAUGGGCACUUAACAGCGCGUUUUGGUGGCAUGGAAGGGUUUCCUUGUUUCCGGGAGAAACAAAAUACAUACAGACUACGAAACCGAUUUUUUUGGAGGUUGAUAUGCCCAAAAACGUCUACGUCAAUGAAACUAUCAGCCCUCUUCUCACUGUUACUGGAAUAGACCUCGCCAAAUCUCGAGAAACAUUUGUGAUAUGCUUAUCAGAGCUUCCAAGAAAAGUUUGUGCUGAUCAAGGAGCGAAUGGAAACAAAGGAGACACAUAUUACAUGAAAGUGGAACUGUCUAGAAACUCACCCAUACAAAGCAAGUAUCUGAUGAUGAAGUUUCUAUCUCCAGGACUUGUCAAUAUGACUGUGACUCUUAAAACAGAAAACUGCGAGACGGGAAAAAUACUAGAUGCAGUGCGGAAACAAAUAGAAAUACAGAAACGGGCAGACACCGAGGAAUACUAUGAACGUCAUAUUUUAAACCCGAGCAAACCACUGGUAACAGCAAUGAACGAUGAUCCGGUGUCCACAAGUAGCAAGGAUACUAAAAUGAUUAGUAAGGCUUGGAAACAUAGAUAUUUGAGAAGUUAUACUCAAUUUUCAGCAUUUUCCGACCAACACGCGUCGACGGAUGAUCCAGAGACUAUUAACACUCUUAUCACGUCAAAUGUUCCAGAUACUGAAACUGUUUUCUUGUUCAGUAUAACGUUAUCAAAAUUCCUCCCACUGUACGAUCGAGUUGCCACAAUGUCCUCGCAGACUAGAUUCAAGAGAAAUGGGCAAAGAAUGCUAACUUCAGUUAUCAAGGAGCUGUCAGUGGUACUGUACAAGUUCAAGAAACUCAAGCUCUCGGGAUACACAUCUUUCCAAAUGGAAGCAGAGAUUAAUGAUUUGAUCAACGAAAUGAUGCAGUUCUCUAAUUGCACUUCACGGAAAGAACCAUGCGCCUAUAGCGAGUUUGGACGUCCACAAUCAUCCAAGGAUAUUUCCAUAUUAUUGACUAGCAUUGCUACCAGCCUUCUUUGCGAAGCUGACGUUGAAGAGAACCGAGUGCUCGGCUCACUGAAAACAAUCACCGACUACAUUCCAAAACUAGGACGAAAGGAUUUCAACGAGGACCUGAGUGACAUCAUAGACGUCGAAAACACCGAGGACAAAAAAUACCUACUAGUCUCAUUUAUGUAUCAGGUUUCACGCGAUUGCUCAAGCUAUCGCAGUAGUCUGAGGAAUAUGGUAGGGGAAAACACGGAACAUCGGCUUGACAGUAUCUUAUUUCAGACAAAAUCUUUCGGGCAGUUACAUAAAUAUUUUUAUACACUGGAUGAAUCUAAUGUGAAGGAUGGAAGAGCAGCGGCAGCGAUUGCGUUUAUGGCAACAAAUGCGACCGCAGAAUUGAUGAGAAGUGACUUAUUGUCAAGAAUAAAUAAAGAACAUCCUCCAUACUGGAAGUGUAGUGGAUACGAGCCGAAUCGAGUCGACAAAUUGAAAAGAAACAACGAGUCGUUCAGGCGGAGACGAGAGAGUUGUCAAGUCAUGGUCAACAGCUUUGCACUAUCCGCAAUAGUGUCUGCUUAUGCGGAGGGAACUGAAAUUGACUGGGACCGACUAGCGGAUUGGAUUUCCGAGCAACAAGGAAGUGAUGGAUCAUAUGGAAGUCCGCUGACGACUCUAGUGGCAACAAGAUCGUUGUAUGAGAAACAAAGGAGGACAGUCGAGAUUGGGUUUAAUGAUCAUUUGGAGGUCACCGUAAGAUGUAAAGGGUGUGCUGAAAAACGAGUGAAUGUCACAGAAAGCCCGAUUGAAAUUCAUGUAAGCUUGCUUAUUAUUCCCAACAACAUUCACUAUGUAACUUUAAUAACAAAAGGACACGGAAAAGCUGUGGUGGCUGCGAGGAUUGUGGCCACGAAGCGGCCAAGACCAAAGAGAGGACUGACGCAAGACGAUUACUAUCCAGUGCAUUUAUCGAUUGAUCAGACAGUGCAGGACAAUUUUGUGCAUCAAACAGUUUGUUUCAACGUCACCAAUCCAACUAUCAAAACAUUAGACAUAUUCCACGGAACCUACACGUUGUUCACUGCGACCCCGGAUCAGUUAUAUUUCUUGAAUGACACGUACGCACCUAUCAACCCCUCAUCAUCCGCCCUCGGUCUCCAUUUCAUCAUCACCAAUAUCAAAACCAACCAAACAAUUUGUUACAAGGUGGCACUUAGCGAAUCGAGAGGUGGACGGAAUAUUCCUUACAAGUCUGCGCCGGUCCCAAUCCGUGCCACUCAUCCUGUGCAAGGAUUAGUUGGAAUGCUACUCAUUGCUCAUCCCGAUGUGCCAAAGUCCGAUGUGGUGGUUCGACACAGACGUCAUCAUUAUACAAGAACGAGAUUUGUGCGGAGGAUUAUAGACGAGUCCGCAGUGGAUACAGUAUGCUAUGAUGGAGGAGAAUGUUCAUGUGCCGAAACAACUUGCAGUGUGCAAUGCAACAAGUGUGAUUUUGAUAGUCCAAAAGUUUUGAGAGAUGUGCUAUCCAGUCCAGGCUACUUUGGCAUCCGAUUCGAGCUUAACUCGAUCAGCAGCUCUGUUAUGAAUGGAGCUAACUAUACUAUUUAUAAUGGUACUGUUAAGGAUAGUAAUGGUCUUGGAGCAAGCGCAUUUGAACUUUCCAAGAAAGUUAGAGUGUGGCUUCGUUCUUGUAAUGUUGGUUGUAACCCAGCAAAAAAGACUUUGAAGCGGGACUACUACGUUUUGGGGCACGAAGACGGCCUCAAUUCAGAUUCCUAUGGACGACAAAACUACAUUCUCAAUCAUGCGGAUCGCUUGGAAGAGAGUUCGUACGCGUGUCAAAAUUUGAACUCCGCAAUUACGAUCAGAUAUUAA
Molecule: messenger RNA, 4443 nt
Organism: Caenorhabditis briggsae
Lineage: Eukaryota; Metazoa; Nematoda; Chromadorea; Rhabditida; Rhabditidae
Exons: 26
Coding region: 1-4443 (1480 amino acids)
Molecular function (GO): endopeptidase inhibitor activity
Source: RefSeq, a predicted model, not a curated record